GUGACAGUGACAGCAGCCUCUCCCAUUAUAUCUUAUUGGGUGAUUUUCUAGCCGUAAUCCAGCUCUGCGCUAACGUUAGUUAGCUAACUAGCCAAGCAGCUACAGGAGAUAGAGGACUUGUCAGCGCUUGCAGUAUUUGUUAGCUUUCUUUUUAGUGCGUCAAUUAAAAAACAAACAUUGAACAUUGACGUUAAAUCCAACCAGAGGCUUCGGUUAGUGCAGCUAGCUAGAAGCUAAUAGCUAAGAGCUAAGCUAGCAGAGUUGUAAAUGGCGUCGGAUACGAGUGAUGCCGAGGAGUUUUACGACGCAGCGGAGGAUGUCAACUUGUCUCCUUCUCCGAAUGUGUCGCCUGCAAAGUUUGUCAUUCCCCAGUCUCAGGCUGUAGAGACUCCAGUCCAAGAAGAAGCUGCUGCAUCAGAGCCCCGCCAUGACGACUCGCUCCAGAUCAUCGACAGUAUUAUAGAGGAGAGUCAAAAAGGUGGCGAAGUCGAGGAGGUUCUUUUGAGCGGCAAGGAGAACAGCUCCGCCUCCUCGAUUCCGGAACCUUCGGUAGCUCCAGAUGCCCCUGCGGCUCCCGCCGAACUCGAGGUCACACAGGAAGUGAGGUCGCAGGACAUACCGGACACAAGGGAAGUGGAUUCUGAUGGAGCUCUUGCAUCUCAGGACGAAACAACUUCUUCUCCUCCGCCUCCUCCUCCUCCAGACAUCACACGUACUCUGGGGACGUCUCAGUCCACCGACACAGACACGCCCAAUACGGCAGACAUCUUGGAUCAGGUGCCGCUCGAAGAAAAAACGGAUUCAGACUCUUCCGGCCCAUCAAAGCCUCCCAGGCAGUUUACAGUGGAGCCGGAUAUUGUAGCCAGCACCAAGAAAACUCCGCCCUCGAGACCACCACCUCCUAGUGGAGCUCCGCCUCCCAGGCCUCCGCCCCCGACUCGCCCUUCUCUCCCUGCCAGUAAAAAGUCUCAGGAAAGCAUUCGGCCCACGAGGCUGGAGGUGUCUGCACAGGGUGCGGAGGAGCCGUGUGGAUUGGUCAGUCCCAACUCCAGCGUCAGAGGACUCGCUAAAGAGCUGCAGCACUCUCUGGACCUCGCCAGCGCCACCAGUGGGGAUAAAGUAGUGACAGCGCAGGAAACUGAUGACCGAGAGCCCAGUCCGAGUGGUAGUGAAACACCUGGACCUCAGAGACCACGCUCUAACUCCGGCAGAGAGCUCACUGAUGAGGAGAUCUUGGCGAGCGUGAUGAUUAAGAACCUGGACACGGGUGAGGAGAUCCCACUGAACCAGGCUGAGGAGAAACUCCCUGCAGGAAUCAACCCCCUCACCCUGCACAUCAUGAGGAGGACCAAGGAGUACAUCACGAACGACGCCGCGCAGUCAGACGACGACGAUAAGGGGCAGCCGCCGCUCACCGACUCCGACGGAGGGAAACUCAAACAGAAAACCACCCAGCUGAAGAAGUUCCUGGGCAAGUCGGUGAAGCGGGCGAAGCACCUGGCGGAGGAGUAUGGUGAGCGCGCGGUGAACAAGGUGAAGAGUGUGCGGGACGAGGUUUUCCACUCCGAGCAGGACGAGCCGUCAUCCAGCGACGACGAGGGCAUGCCGUACACACGGCCCGUCAAAUUCAAAGCAGCGCACGGCUUCAAGGGUCCCUUCGACUUCGACAACAUCCGAGUGGUGCAGGAUCUCAGCGGAGAGCACAUGGGAGCAGUCUGGACGAUGAAGUUCUCUCACUGCGGCCGGCUUUUAGCUACAGCCGGUCAGGACAACGUGGUUCGCAUCUGGGUCCUCAAAAAUGCUUACGACUACUUUAACAACAUGAGAAUCAAAUACAACACAGAGGGUCGUGUGUCACCUUCGCCUUCUCAAGAGAGUCUGUGCUCAUCCAAGUCUGACACUGAAGGAGGGCUGGCGGGAGCAGCAGCGGAGGACUCGGACCUCGAGGACAGAAACGUUCCCUUCAGGCAGAUUCCCUUCUGCAAGUAUAAAGGCCACACAGCUGACCUUCUCGAUCUCUCCUGGUCUAAGAACUACUUCCUGUUGUCGUCGUCCAUGGAUAAGACGGUGCGUUUGUGGCACAUAUCGAGGCGAGAGUGCCUCUGCUGUUUCCAGCACAUCGACUUCGUCACAGCGAUCGCCUUCCAUCCCAGAGACGACCGCUAUUUCCUGAGCGGCUCUCUGGACGGUAAGCUGCGUCUGUGGAACAUCCCGGAUAAGAAGGUGGCUCUGUGGAACGAGGUGGACGGCCAGACGCGCCUCAUCACCGCCGCUAACUUCUGCCAGAACGGCAAAUACGCCGUCAUCGGCACCUACGACGGACGCUGCAUAUUCUACGACACCGAGCGCCUUAAGUACCACACGCAGAUCCACGUGCGCUCCACCAGGGGUAGGAACCGCGUGGGCCGCAAAAUUACCGGCAUUGAGCCUCUGCCUGGAGAGAACAAGAUCCUGGUGACAUCAAACGACUCGCGCAUUCGUCUGUAUGACCUGAGAGACCUUUCGCUGUCCAUGAAGUACAAAGGCUACGUGAACAGCAGCAGUCAGAUCAAAGCUAGCUUCAGUCACGAUUACUCGUUCAUCGUGAGCGGCUCCGAGGAUAAAUACGUGUACAUCUGGAGCACGUACCACGACCUGAGCAAAUUCACCUCUGUACGAAGGGACCGCAAUGACUUCUGGGAAGGAAUUAAAGCCCAUAACGCAGUCGUGACGUCGGCCAUCUUUGCCCCGCACCCGGAUCUGAUCGUGCCUCCGGAGCCGGGGGCGGAGAAACCCGACACAGAAUGCAAAAGCGACGUCUCCGACGAAUCGGAGCCCAUCCCAUCAGGAGCUUUAAAAACAGAUCACACGGAAGUUCUCCUCUCUGCCGACUUCACAGGCGCCAUCAAAGUGUUCGUCAACGUGAAAAAAUACUGAGCGCUUUUAAUCCGACAGACUGUUUAUUAAAAACAAAAAAACAAACAAACAAAAAAAAAAGCAGCUUUGUUUUAAAAACAGAUGAUUCCACUAGUAUCACUUUAUCGUAUGUCUUUAAUCAGAGGGCUAUAAACCCCACCCACAGCUCCUCCUUCGUCUACCGAUCGGCUUCUGGCGAGUGCUCUGAGAGGGUGAAGCGGGGGUCAUCGCUAUGCCCCGCCCUCUCUGCAGGGAACAGGGACCCAGGAAGUGGAGAUGUUGCAGGACUUUGAUGGGGGGAAAAGGAUGAAAAUCGAGGAACGGUUCCAGAUCACGACGCACUCCGUUUUAUCUUCCGUCUUUUUUUUUUUUUUUCUUCUUCUUCUUUUCUUUCGACAGACGGCGGUAAUUUACAAAACGAGGUUGGUUUUGAGGAAAAAAAAUCCAGAAUGUUCUCAGUGCAAUGGGGAUGAGAUCUAACUGACCCACAGCACCAUGACACACAACAGGCCUCAGUUAUCAAGCUUUUAAUAAAGUGUGUACAGGGAACUAGAAACUCGUGCUACGUUUACAAAGAUUUUCGGCGCCGAUUUUUAACUCGUACAGGAACAAUUUCAUUAUUAACGCCGUUUCGUUGGAAAUCAGCAGGCGGGUUCACGGUACAGCAGAUUUGCGUUUAUCCACAACUCCAGUGGGCAUGUACUCACUUUUCCACUAAUGCAGCUCAGCCAAUGCAGCAGUUUAACACACAAACCUUUCUAUUUGCUGUUUGCUUUGGAACUUUUCCCUCCAAAGUCAUAAAUAUGAAGCGUUAACGGUCAACAAUCUGGUGAAAUUAACAAGCUUUAAUAAAUCUCGAGUAAUUUGCCGAUGGAAAUCAGUCUAAACGAACAAGAUGCUACGUGCAGAUGCCUGCUGUAGAACAUCUGCGUAGAAGGUUUGGGAUUAGUCAUAGCUAGCGCGCUAGUUAUAUAGACGUGAACGAGGUCCAGAGGUGCUGCAGUGUUUUUCUUUGGUCUGGAUGACUGCUGAGUCGCAGUCGUUUUUUUUUUUUUUUGUUCCCGAUUUGCAGUUAAGUUCGGCGAUGGUUGUUGGUUUGUUUCCAUGGUUACGGGUACAAAACGUCGUUUAUCUCCUCCACCUGACCAGAAAAACGGUUCAGACGUCGUUACAAAGAGAGAAUGUACGAUUUUUUUGAUCAAAUGGACAAAAAUCGAAUUUUUCUUCCCUAAACACGAAAACAGGUUUUCUUUCUGCUGCGGUUUUACACUGUGUGUUAAAUGUUAAGUUUAAGCCACGUAUCCUACAUUACAGUUUCAUAUCUGAUCAGUGAUGUAAGCUAGCAGCACACACACACACACACACACACCAGUUCCUAUUCGCUUCCUCUUCAUUCUGUUUUGAGCUUUUCACACACUUUCAGUUUUGGGUGUUUAUCAGUGUUACUGUUUGCUUGUACAAAAAAAAAAAAAAAACAAAGAAAAAAAUAAAUCGAACCACUUUGUUAUUUUUUUUUAAAGGAUUCAUGAAAGAAUAAAGUAUAAAGGAUUUCAUGGACAAUGA
Molecule: messenger RNA, 4458 nt
Organism: Tachysurus vachellii
Lineage: Eukaryota; Metazoa; Chordata; Actinopteri; Siluriformes; Bagridae
Gene: wdr44
Product: WD repeat domain 44
Exons: 19
Coding region: 268-2916 (882 amino acids)
Molecular function (GO): protein binding
Source: RefSeq, a predicted model, not a curated record